UCCCCUGCCCAGCCUCACGCCUGUGGGCUGCACUUGGAGCCAUGGCGGCGGCGGCAGCCGCAGGACGUGGCCCGGGCUCUGGACCUGGGGGCUCCCCGGAGGGGCCCGAGGCGGAGGCUCCGGAGCGUCGGCGGAAGGCGCACGGGAUGCUGAAGCUUUACUACGGCCUCUCGGAGGUGGAGGCGGCGGGGCGCCCCGCGGGGCCGGACCCCUUGGACCCUACAGAUCUCAAUGGGGCGCACUUCGACCCGGAAGUGUAUCUGGACAAGCUGCGAAGAGAGUGCCCACUGGCCCAGCUGAUGGACAGUGAGACGGACAUGGUGCGGCAGAUCCGGGCUCUAGACAGCGACAUGCAGACCCUGGUCUAUGAGAACUACAACAAGUUCAUCUCAGCCACAGUGACCAAGCACCACUGCAGUCCUUUUCAAGCACCUAAUCAUCAAUGUGACCCUCGAGGAGUGAGCUCAGACACCAUCCGGAAGAUGAAGAACGAUUUCCGGAAGAUGGAGGAUGAGAUGGACCGGUUGGCCACCAACAUGGCAGUGAUCACGGACUUCAGCGCGCGCAUCAGCGCCACGCUGCAGGACCGCCACGAGCGCAUCACCAAGCUGGCAGGGGUCCACGCGCUGCUACGAAAGCUGCAGUUCCUCUUCGAGCUGCCCUCGCGCCUCACCAAGUGCGUGGAGCUGGGCGCCUACGGGCAGGCGGUGCGCUACCAAGGCCGCGCGCGGGCCGUGCUGCAGCAGUACCAGCACCUGCCCUCAUUCCGCGCCAUCCAGGACGACUGCCAGGUCAUCACGGCCCGCCUGGCCCAGCAGCUACGGCAGCGCUUCAGGGAGGGUGGCUCUGGCGCCCCUGAGCAAGCCGAGUGCGUGGAGCUGCUGCUGGCCCUGGGCGAGCCUGCGGAGGAGCUGUGCGAGGAGUUCCUGGCUCGCGGCCGAGCGCGGCUGGAGGAGGAGCUGAGGGGCCUGGAGGCGGAGCUGGGGCCCUCCCCUCCGGCUCCCGACGUGUUAGAAUUCACUGACCGCGGCGGCAGCGGCUUCGUCGGGGGCCUCUGCCAGGUGGCGGCGGCCUACCAGGAGCUGUUUGCGGCCCAGGGCCCGGCGGGUGCCGAGAAGCUGGCAGCCUUUGCGCGGGAGCUGGGCAGCCGCUACUUUGUGCUGGUGGAGCGGCGGCUGGCUCAGGAGCAGGGUGGCAGUGACAACUCCCUGCUCGUGCGGGCGCUGGACCGCUUCCACCGGCGCCUGCGGGCGCCCGGGGCCCUGCUGGCCGCCGCCGGGCUGGCAGAGGCCGCCACGGAGAUCGUGGAGCGAGUGGCCCGUGAGCGCCUGGGCCAGCACCUGCAGGGCCUGCAGUCGGCCUUCCUGGGCUGCCUGACGGACGUGCGGCAGGCGCUGGCGGCCCCUCGAGUUGCUGGGAAGGAAGGCCCCGGCCUGGCCGAGCUGCUGGCCAACGUGGCCAGCUCCACCCUGAGCCACAUUAAGGCCUCGCUGGCCUCUGUGCAUCUCUUCACUGCCAAGGAGGUGUCUUUCUCCAACAAGCCCUACUUCCGGGGCGAGUUCUGCAGCCAGGGUGUCCGUGAGAGCCUCAUCGUGGGCUUCAUCCGCUCCAUGUGCCAGACAGCUCAGAACUUCUGUGACAGCCCCGGGGAGAAGGGGGGCGCCACGCCGCCUGCCCUGCUCCUGCUGCUGUCCCGCCUCUGCCUGGACUACGAGACCGCCACCAUCUCCUACAUCCUCACCCUCACCGACGAACAGUUUCUGGUGCAGGACCAGUCUCCAGUGACACCCGUGAGCACGCUGUGUGCGGAGGCCAGGGAGACGGCACGGCGGCUGCUAACCCACUAUGUGAAGGUGCAGGGCCUGGUCAUAUCGCAGAUGCUGCGCAAGAGUGUGGAGACACGGGACUGGCUCAGUACCCUGGAGCCUCGGAACGUGCGUGCCGUCAUGAAGCGGGUGGUGGAGGACACGACAGCUAUCGACGUGCAGGUGGGGCUCCUGUAUGAGGAGGGUGUUCGCAAGGCCCAGAGCAGCGACUCUAGCAAGAGGACCUUCUCCGUUUACAGCAGCUCUCGGCAGCAGGGCCGUUAUGCACCCAGCUACACACCCAGUGCCCCAAUGGAUACCAACCUCUUGAGCAACAUCCAGAAGCUGUUCUCUGAGCGUAUUGACGUGUUCAGUCCUGUGGAGUUCAAUAAGGUGUCCGUGCUGACCGGCAUCAUCAAAAUCAGCCUGAAGACACUGCUGGAGUGUGUGCGACUGCGCACCUUUGGGCGCUUUGGGCUGCAGCAGGUGCAGGUGGACUGCCACUUCCUGCAGCUCUACCUGUGGCGCUUUGUGGCUGAUGAGGAGCUUGUGCACCUGCUGCUGGACGAAGUGGUGGCCUCAGCUGCCCUGCGCUGCCCGGACCCAGUGCCCAUGGAACCCAGUGUCGUCGAGGUCAUCUGUGAGCGUGGCUAGGUCCGGUCACCCCAAUCCGCUCAUCCCCUUGUGUCCCGACCUGGUGGCCCGCCCUGGUAGCCCUUCCCCUCGGGGCCUGCCUAAUAAAGACUUGUUGUCUCCU
Messenger RNA from Physeter macrocephalus (sperm whale), 2562 nucleotides. It is a transcript of the gene VPS51, whose product is annotated as VPS51 subunit of GARP complex. Bases 42 to 2459 code for a protein of 805 amino acids. Gene Ontology annotation, cellular component: EARP complex; membrane; GARP complex. Lineage: Eukaryota; Metazoa; Chordata; Mammalia; Artiodactyla; Physeteridae. The record is from RefSeq and is a predicted model, not a curated record. The transcript has 11 exons. Gene Ontology annotation, biological process: endocytic recycling; lysosomal transport; Golgi organization.